AUGGAAAGUGUUAUCCGCUCUGUUUCACGGCAAUUACUACGCCCUCAGACUCGAUAUUCUUUUGCCAUUCCACCAUUGGUUUACGCGAAACGACCCUACACAAUGGGUCAUACAGUACCUCCGUUGAAAGACCAGUCUCUCUUCAUUCAAAAGGCCUUUGUUGAUGGAAGGUGGGUAGAUGCUCGGUCCGGAAAGACAUUCAAGGUGCAUGAUCCCGCCUCCGGACAGCUGAUUGGAACCUGUCCUGAAUUCGAUGGCUCCGACACCGAGAAGGCUAUUCUGGCCGCUUCUGAAGCGUUCUCCACUUUCCGCACAACGUUAGGCCGAGAGCGCGCCCGAAUGCUGCGUCGGUGGUACCAGCUAAUGAUUGACAAUGCAGACGAUCUGGCAACACUCAUCACGUGGGAGAAUGGGAAGCCGUGGGCUGAUGCCAAGGGUGAGGUUAUCUACGCCGCCAGUUUCUUUGAGUGGUUUAGCGAAGAAGCGCCUCGUAUCUAUGGUGACACCAUCCCUUCCUCAGUGCCAGGAAAUCGCAUCAUGACCCUCAAGCAGCCGGUGGGUGUCUGUGGUCUCAUUACGCCGUGGAACUUCCCAGCAGCCAUGAUCACAAGAAAAAUCGGGCCUGCUUUGGCAGGGGGUUGCACAGUCGUAGUAAAGACCCCUGCUGAGACUCCAUUCACAGCAAAUGCUCUGGCAGCACUGUCCCAGCGGGCAGGAAUCCCUAAAGGAGUUGUCAAUGUCAUCACUGCCUUGGACAAUACAAUUGCAGUGGGCGAGUCAUUGACAACUCAUCCUGACAUCCGCAAGGUGUCUUUUACUGGGUCAACGAAUGUUGGGAAGAUACUUAUGAAGCAGUCUGCAUCUACGCUGAAGAAGGUUUCCUGGGAACUUGGAGGCAAUGCUCCAUUCAUUGUGUUUGAUGACGCUGAAGACCUUGAUGCCGCGGUUACAUGUGCCGUAACUUCAAAGUUCCGGAACUCAGGCCAAACCUGUGUUUCUGCCAACCGGAUUUAUGUCCAGAAGGGCGUGUACGAUGAGUUUACCACACGGUUUGUCGAAAAGGUCAAGGAGUACAAGAUGGGCAGUGGAUUUGAAAGUGGGGUCACACACGGCCCUGUCAUCCAUGACCGGGCAGUUGCAAAGGCAGACCAGCAUGUCCAGGAUGCCAAAUUGAAGGGUGCCCAGGUGGCAUAUGGAGGCCAAAGACUCCCCGACUUGGGUCCCAACUUCUAUGACCUGACCGUUCUGACCGAAGUGACCAAAGGCAUGCUGAUCGCCUCUGAGGAGACUUUUGGGCCCGUGGCCGGACUAUUUCCCUUUGAGUCGGAGAAGGAAGUGGUUGACCUGGCUAACGGCGCCGAAGUUGGCCUCGCGGGGUACUUCUUCAGCGGAGAUGUCAAACGUAUCUUCCGCGUGGCGGAGGCGUUGGAAGUUGGUAUGGUUGGUGUCAAUACUGGUCUUAUUAGUGACGCUGCCUCUCCUUUCGGAGGUGUCAAGCAGAGUGGCUUUGGCCGGGAGGGAAGUAAGUACGGUAUUGACGAGUUUAUGGUGGUCAAGAGUGUUACAUUUGGUGGCAUGGGUGAGCCUUUGCAAGCAUAA
Aspergillus glaucus CBS 516.65 is the source of this 1599-nucleotide messenger RNA. RefSeq names its product NAD-dependent succinate-semialdehyde dehydrogenase. The record is from RefSeq and is a predicted model, not a curated record. The coding region runs from base 1 to 1599 and encodes 532 amino acids. Gene Ontology annotation, biological process: GABA catabolic process. The transcript has 4 exons. Gene Ontology annotation, molecular function: succinate-semialdehyde dehydrogenase (NAD+) activity. Lineage: Eukaryota; Fungi; Ascomycota; Eurotiomycetes; Eurotiales; Aspergillaceae.